Messenger RNA from Spirodela intermedia, 171 nucleotides. The record is from the annotation of a GenBank genome assembly. NCBI's taxonomy places the organism in Eukaryota, Viridiplantae, Streptophyta, Magnoliopsida, Alismatales, Araceae.
AUGGCGCUUCGGCAGGAGUGCCGAGCGUCGACGGCGCUUCGGUGGGAAUGCCGAGUGUCGACAGUUGGGUGGAAACCCAACCGUUGCCGGAAGGAUCGGCCUUCUCUAGCGGUGCCAGGGAGCGGAGUAGAGGACGAAGCCGAUCUGGCUGAUGAUACCAAGGAGAGUUGA